GAGGGCGGUGACACUUUCUUUUCAUUUCCCUUUUUCUUUGAGAUAGUGGGAAGUGUGGAAGUUUGCGGGAGGUAGAACCCGACCCAGCUGCUUGGGGAGCGGGAAGGUGGGGCUCGAGGUCACGUGCAUGUGGCCGGCGUCCACUCCCGGCGCCCUGGUCCUGCGGCCCAAACCAAACUGGCUUGUGUCUGUGAGGCGCGGCCUCGGUUAAGUGCUCCCAGUGGGCUCUGGACUGCUCGGGCCCUCGUGGCUAAGGAGCAGGCGAUGGGGGCGGGGCUGCGCUGGGGGGUAACCCCCCCUUCAAUCUCCAGUGCAAGCCUCGCGGUUGCAGAGCCGGAUGGGAUAGUCAGGUUACUUUAUUUUCAUCGAUCCUGGACCAUUCAGGGUUAAUUGGAAUUGAUAAUCCAGUUUCCAAAUGCAACAGGAGCCCAGAGAAUGUGGAGAGGAGACCCCUUCCCUUUUGUGGGGUUUGGAUCCUGUGUUUUUAGCAUUUGCAAGAUUGUAUAUAAAAGAUAUACUGAACAUCAAAGAGUCCCAGCAAGCUCCAGGUUUAUUUUUUUACAAUGGGCACCCAAUAAGACAAGUGGAUAUUUUGGGGACAGUGGUUGGAGUGAGAGAGAGAGAGUCAUUUUACAGCUAUGGAGUGGAUGACAGUACAGGAGUUAUAAACUGCAUCUGCUGGAAAAGCUCACAAGGUACCAAGUCAUCUACAGUUUGCUCCAGUAUGGCUGGUGGGCAGAAUUUAACCUCACUGUUUAGGAAACUACAAGAAAGCAUAGAUAAGAAAACUAAAUUGGAAAUCGGGGAUGUUGUUCGAAUGAGAGGAUAUGUUCGUGUUUACAGAGAGCAACGAGAGAUCCAUGCUUCCCUGUAUUAUAAAGUAGAUGAUCCAGUGUGGAAUGUUCAAAUUGCAAGAAUGUUGGAGCUCCCAGAUAUCUACAGAAAAGUUUAUGACCAACCCUUCUCAAAUGUUAAAGUAGCAAAAGAAGAGUCAGUAAACAAUCCAGGUACUCUGGACCUUUUUAGUCAAACAAGUUUGCUGAGUGAAAAAAUCCAAGACUUCCUUGUUGAAAACAAAGUGCAUACCUUUUACCAACAAGAGCUAGAAGCUGUGGAGUCUUUGAUGGUUCCAGCCAAUCAGCCUAUUGUUGACAGGUCCUGCUCUGAACAGGUGAAUUUAGAAAGUCGUCCAACUUCCAAAGCAAUUCACAACAUAUUUAAGGAAGCUAUACAACUACUACGGAAAAAGGGAAUCGUCUUCCAGAAAACGGGUGACUUUACUGAUCUAUACUAUGUGACAAGUCAAGAUAAGGAACUGCACAAAAAAAUCCUCGGUAUCAUUCAAAAUGAUUGCCAGAAACCAAGGCAUUCUGAGAAGGGUUGCCAUUUCCUUCACAUCUUGACCUGUGCUCGCCUGCAUCACGACCCCAACAUGAGUGAGGCGAUGCUGCAGAAGGUUUUGGAUCUCCUGGAAGACAAGAGUGAAAUAGUCAGCACAAUGGAAAGAUACUACACAGCGUUCUGAGAGAAAGGAAUUAAUUCUGAGGCAAGAUAGCCUCUUAGACCAGAGGACAGGGACAAGAGUUGUACCCAUCAAGAAAUCUGCUUUUGAAACAAGUCAUCUCAGGGACGUAGGAGAUGGAAUUCUUUUAUCACAUUUUAAAAUAUUUAAAUGGCUCCAACUUUGGUAGAAAGUCACUUUGCACUGGAAUAUGAAAGUAAUUAUUGUUGAAAAUAUAGUUUGAUCUGUGUCAUUUAGUGACCUCUAGUUUGUAGUGGGGAGAAGGGAGAUAGCUUGGAAUUUAAAAUGUAACAUAAAAAUUAAAACUAUUUUUUUUAAAGAAUACUGUUUGAUCUUGAUUGUUGUGAAUACACAAACCCUUCAACAAUCUAUCCUGACUUUAUAAAUGUCCAUAUGAUUCAGUGUGUUUCAAUCAUCACCAACUAGAGUAUUAAAAUAAAAUUGGUGGAUUGCUAAGGAUGACCCUGAAUUAAUGUCCCUUUGCCUUGUUUAACUAGGGACAUUCCCAGCUAAUGUCUUUAUAGUAUAAUCAGUUCAUUCAGGAACUUAAAAAAUAAAGCAGCAAACUGCACAGCUAUUGACUUUAGCAUAUAAUUCACAAAAUAUCCCAAGUUCGCAAGAAUGGGCUGUUUCUCACACAAGACACUGUCUUUCCAACGUUUUACAUUUUUAUUGGCUGUCCCCAUUUUGCUUCUGCUUCUUGGCUUCAAACUGAAAAAAAAAAGUCUUUUGCAAGAAUAUCCCAGUUUUAUUUCUCUAGUUCUUCUCUUUGCUGAUUAUCAGUUUAUUUUGUGUGUAUCAUUUGUGCAUAGUUCCUUAUACAUUGGUCUCCCCCCAUUAAACUGUAAGCUUCUUGAGAGAAGGAAUCAUCUCUUACCUUUCUUUGUAUCCCCAGCACUUAGCUUAAAUAUCUGGCUUGUUUGAUGACUGACUGACUCUUAACUAUAAAAGAAUUGCUUGUCUAACCUACUGUCCUAGACUAGUCUUCCAGCUACUGACUCAAGAUCUCCAAUCUCCAAGGAUGUCCUACCCUUUUCUUCCUGAGACAGCCCAUUCUAGCUUUGGAUAGCUCUAAUUAUUUGGGUUUGUGUUUUUUUUUUUCUGUUACUAAGUUUAAAUUCGCUUCUGUGAUUUCUACUAAUUGCUCAUACUCCUGCUUUGUGGGUCCAAGCAGAAAAAAAGGUACUUCCUCUCCUCAAAGAGAGCUUCACAUACUUGCUGACUCUUAUCAUGUACCCCUGAGUUGAGUUUUCUCCAGGCUAUAAAUAACCUUAUUCUCUUAGUUAGUCCUCCUAAGUGGCAGGGACUCAAAAAGUCCUUCACAAUUUUGCUUACCUUCAACUGGGCCACUCUGUAGCUGAUCACUCAGAAGGAAAAGACAUGGAUUCUACUCCUGGAAUGGAUGACACUUGAAAUAUGUGCUCAAGAAUCCAUUCUGGAAGAAAAGUGCAGUUUAGGUAAGAGUCAUUGCAACACAGUGUCUUGGCUACUCAAUUAUCAAUUAUCAAAGCCAAAGUUAAUAUAUUUUAAGACCUGUCAGUUUUCAAGACACCAGACAAAGUUCUCAAUAUGUUCUCAGACAGGUGGAGUCAUGCAUUGUCAUGGGGGGAAUAAAAAAAAAUCCAAAGUAUGUACCAACUUGUCCUAAUGAGGAGUCAAGAGAUCCAUGUAUCAGUCUGGGGGAAAAAAUAGGAGAAAGAAUUGGUGUUAAUUUCAAUUACUUCAAAAAAGGCACCAUUGUAUUUGUCUCAUGUCUUGUAGCCUUUCAGUUUUGAUCUAAUAAACUCAGGUGUCUCUGCUAAAAAUUACAUUUGUCUAGAAUUAUGCAUCUUCUCCAAGUUAAAGCUGAAUGAUUUUCAUUUUCAGAAUUAGAGCAGAGGAAGGAAACAAAAAACAAAACAAAAAAAAAAAAAAAACAGCCUUUUAGAUGCACUUAAGUGUGUACAUGCUGAAAGUUAGUACCAGAGCUUUCUACUAUCAACAUUAACUUGUCUCUGUCCAAUGCAUAAUUAAGCAGUUAUCCAAACAGAGCCAUUGCUAGCAAUUUUUGCACCUGGGCCAUUUGGCAUAAAACAAGUUGGAAAAUGGAGUAUAGUUUUCAAAACACCAGAAACUUUAACAUGCUCAAAACAGGUAGAAUCUUGCAUUACUCAGAAUAAAUGUGAAAAGGGAGGAAAAUCUGAAUGAUGCAGCAACUUGCCUUAAAUGGUGAGGGAUAAAUAGCAUUAAUUUGAGACCUGAAAAAUGACUAUAUACCUCAGGCCAUUUAACAGUGUUGGUGGAGUAGAAAGACUUAGCAGUAUCCUAUCUUAACUAUUUUUGAGCUUGGGUUUUUACAUACUGAAAAACUGCAGGUAGCCAGCAUCUCAAAUUUCUAUACCCAGUGACAGAGCUCCUGUCAUCUUAUUCUUGUUAUAGUUCUAAUUCAAAUUGUAGAAGUAAUUCUGAAGUUAGAAAGAGGACCUGUAGAAUUGGUUCUUAAGUGUUUGGAAUAGUUUCGAAAUAAUAUGGUCAAAAGGGGAAUUAUAUGUUCUUAAGUAUUUCCUCUCAAUUCUGACAUUUUCUGGGGGGGAACCCCAUGUUAAUAAAAAGAUUAUAUCAUAAAAGGAUUGAGAAACAAAUGUCUAUCUUGCCCUUAGUAGGAAAGCCCUGAGAUGAGGCACUAUAGGGAAGAUUCCCUUAUGACCACUGGCUUUCAGCUUUUUAAUAGUAAGAAUUUAUGUAACACCAGAAG
Molecule: messenger RNA, 4256 nt
Organism: Sarcophilus harrisii (Tasmanian devil)
Lineage: Eukaryota; Metazoa; Chordata; Mammalia; Dasyuromorphia; Dasyuridae
Gene: STN1
Product: STN1 subunit of CST complex
Exons: 10
Coding region: 416-1525 (369 amino acids)
Biological process (GO): nucleotide-excision repair; telomere capping; double-strand break repair via homologous recombination
Cellular component (GO): CST complex; chromosome, telomeric region; site of double-strand break
Molecular function (GO): single-stranded telomeric DNA binding
Source: RefSeq, a predicted model, not a curated record